AAUAUAUUAUUUAGAAUAUUAAAUAUACCGGGAAAGUAAUUAUAUGUGUGUGAGCGGGUACCCAUGGGUCGGGUUUACCUAAACCCAAACCCAACCCGACCCUGUGAAUAGUGUAGCGGGUUUAAACCCGAACCCUGCCCAAAACCCGUCAACACGGAUUUUACCCGCGUUGACCGGGUUGGGUCGGGUGGGUACCCGUGGGUUCGGGUUUUGUUGCCAUCCCUAAAGCCAAGGGCACUCUUCUGACAUUGAUCCAAGUAAAGCUGAAACCAGCUUUCAGUUCUUAUGGGUUUUUCGAUUUUCUGGGAAAGUGUUGUUUUUCCUUUGCCAUUUGUUGAGCGAAGGGGGAAAAUCCGGGCCAAGGGUUUAGGUUUAUUGUUCGAUUCUCUUGACUUAGAACCGUUGGCCGUUCUGAUUUUCUGGGAAAUAGGGUUUCUUUUGUACCAUUGUUCUUGUUCAUCCAAGGAAAAAGAUCUCGCUCAGGUGUUGGGUUUUCUUUUUCAUAGGCGAUUUCUGACUUUCUUGUGGGUUGUUUUAGCCCCAUUUCAUAGAAAAGACCUACGUCGCUUGGAAUCUGUCUUGGGAGGUCUUCAAUUUGAGAAGACGAAUCCGGGAAACCCAAAGAGACGAUGAAGCUUUGGAUGCAUACCCUGCCCUGAACUAUUAGGAGGAGAAAGCUUUAGAUGAGUACCCUGCCCUGGACUAUGAAGAGGAUAUUCCACUGAAGAACAAUUGCGUUGCUUACCAGGCAGCAAUGGCAGCAGCAGGUACCACUGAUUCCCCAGUCCAUUUGGGUUUCUCAUCUUAUUUUUCGGAUUACUAUGUCUUCUGAAUCAAUGAAGUUGUGCAGAAAUUUUUAUCCAAAAGGGUUUCAGAUGUGUCUCGUACCAUCUGAGUCUCUAUUAAGGUACAUAGUUGUAUGCUUUAAUUCACGGAACACUUGGGCACUUGUAUGCACUGCUAAAAGUAUAGGGUAUUCUGAACUUCAAACUUCUGUAAUUCCAUGUUUCCAGCUUGCAAAUGGAGGGCAACUUCUGCCUGUGAAGAAGGAGCUAGGAUACGAUGCUCUUUCAACCAUGAUUGAUGCUGGGUGAGAAACAACUUUUGAGUUACUGCUCAGUCAUCUUUUUAGAUUUAGUAGGAUAAUCAGAGUAACCAUCAUUACAGUACUGUGACUGUGAUAACAGUUCUUUCAUUUUUACUUACUUACUUACUUUCACUUAAUGUUUAGGCUUGUGAGAAAUGCCAAGGGAUAGAAAAUAGAGGGAAUGGAAGAAGAGCAGUCAUCUGCUUAUGGGUUUGAGAGUGGCAACUCCAGCAAUAUUGGAGAUGACUGGUACAAGAACAAGUCAAAUGAAGAAGAUCAGAGGAUAAUUAGCCCGGGACUGCAGCUGCUGGAGUGGGAUGGAGACGAGCCUGACGAUAUGGAAUAUGACCAUGGUCACACGUCGAAUGAGGAUCAGAGAAUUAUUAACCUAGGACUGCAGCUAUUGGAGUGGGCUGGAGAAGAGCCCGACGAGAUGGAAGAUGGCGAUAUUCCAUAUCGUCAGGCUCGUCUCCAUCCCACUCCAGCAGCUGCAGUCCCGGUCUAAUUAUCCUCUGAUCUUCUUCAUUUGACUUGUUCUUGUACCAGUCAUCUCCAAUAUUGUUGGAGUUGCCACUCUCAAACCCAUCAGCAGAUGACUGCUCUUCUUCCAUUCCCUCUAUUUUCUGUCCCUUGGCAUUUCUCACAAGCCUAAACAUUAAGUGGAAGUAAGUAAGUAAAAAUGAAAGAACUUUUAUCACAGUCACAGUACAGUAAUGAUGAUUACUCUGAUUAUCCUACUAAAUCUAAAGAGAUGACUAAGCAGUAACUCAAAAGUUGUUUCUCACCCAGCAUCAAUCAUGGUCGAAAGAGCAUCGUAUCUUAGCUCCUUCAUCAUAGGCAGAAGUUGCCUGGCCGUGUGAUCGGGCAGAACUGGGUUUUUAACCCAAUUUCGGGUCUUUUGAAGGGGGAAUCAAUUUUUAGAGCUAGAAACAGAGUCCUAAGGAGAGAAAGUGCGAAGAACACACCCUAGAGGUGAUUUUUGAGUGGGGUUUCUUCAAUCAAGCUUGAAUUUUAUG
Messenger RNA from Linum trigynum, 2103 nucleotides. The record is from the annotation of a GenBank genome assembly. Lineage: Eukaryota; Viridiplantae; Streptophyta; Magnoliopsida; Malpighiales; Linaceae.